CGCGCUCCUAGGUGCGUCACUAGCGUGCGACUCCAGGAUAAAAAACUGGUCUGGGCUGCAAAAAUAUGGCAACUGCUGAAGUGGCUGUGGUGUCGCCUUCGUCUUUGAAUACAGACACAACCCCAGUCCCUGAAAGUGCAGGAACCGCUGCAGCAACGGCCGCCACCUCCUCGGCGACAACUGCAGCCGCGGCGGUUGCGGCCGUGGCCAGGACCGGAUCCGAAGCCACGGUUUCCAAACCCACGAUGGCUACUAAGCUGCUGUCCUUGAGCGGCGUGUUCGCCGUGCACAAGCCCAAAGGGCCCACUUCAGCCGAGCUGCUGAAUCGGCUGAAGGAGAAGCUGCUGGCAGAAGCUGGAAUGCCUUCUCCAGAAUGGACCAAGAGGAAAAAGCAGCCUUUAAAAAUUGGGCAUGGAGGGACUCUAGACAGUGCAGCCGGAGGAGUCCUGGUGGUUGGAAUUGGAAGGGGAACAAAAAUGUUGACCAGUUUAUUAACAGGGUCCAAGAGGUACAUUGCCAUUGGCGAACUGGGGAAAGCUACUGACACGCUGGAUUCUACAGGGAAAGUAACAGAAGAAAAACCUUAUGAUAAAAUAACCCAAGAAGAUAUCGAAGGCAUUCUACAGAAAUUUACUGGGAAUAUAAUGCAAGUACCUCCCCUCUAUUGUGCAUUAAAGAAAGAUGGACAGAGACUUUCAUCUCUGAUGAAGAGAGGUAAAGUAGUAGAAGCCAAACCUGCCAGGCCAGUUACGGUAUACAGUAUCUCCCUUCAGAAUUUCCAGCCACCACUUUUCACAUUAGAUGUUGAAUGUGGAGGAGGUUUUUAUAUCAGAAGCUUGGUCAGUGACAUUGGCAAAGUUGCCGGAGAACUCUCUUCCUGUGCCAGUGUGCUAGAGCUGACCCGGACCAAACAGGGACCGUUUACACUAGAAGAGCAUGCCCUUCCCGAGGACAAAUGGACGAUUGAUGACAUCGCACAAUCUCUUGAUCAGUGCGCCUCUCUUCUCCCAGAAGAGCUGGCACUUAAAAAAUCAAAACCCGAGGAGUCUAAUGAACAAGUUUUGAGCUGUGAGUAUAUAACUCUAAAUGAGACAGAGGAAAACGAUGAUGUAAUUAAGACAUUUUAAGACUGGCUUGGGAUUGUCAUCAUUUCCUGGUUGACAUUUGAAUCCUGUGUGCAGAAUGAUAAGCUAUGUGCAAAAGCCAAACUUCCUUUUUUUUUUUUUUUUUUUUUUGCAUGAAGAAAAUGUCCAUGAUUUGUAGUUUUUAUGGCAUACAAUUUAUCUUCUGUACAUUGUAAGUAGCCUUACAGUCGUUCAUUUCUUGUUGUACGAUGGACAGUUUUUUUAUGGUGUUAUUAUGUUGGUAGAUUGGAUUUAGGAAAAUCAACUUUCUGAUUUUGAUAUCUAUUCAAAACUUUUUUUUUUUUCCACAGUAAGACUGUGAAUAUCAUAUUUUUUUUUUUAUAAUUUUUUUUAUUUUCCCACUGUACAGCAAAGGGGUCAGGUUAUCCUUACAUGUAUACAUUACAAUUACAUUUUUUCCCCCAUAUUCAAAACUUUCAUAUGAAAAAGGUGACCACAUUUUUUAAUCAGAGGAGAAAAAUGAGCUACAUGUUUCUUGGGUGUCACAAAAGUGAAUGUAAAUUAGAGUUUCUUUGGCUUGCAGGUGGCUCUGGUUAUUGAAAUUUCUUCACUUAUGUUUGAAAAAGCUAUUAUUUAAACUCGUGUUUUGGAGAGCUUAUGAUUCUUAAGAACAGUUUUUAAUAAGGCUGUACUUAUCUUGAUAAUAGCUGUGUUUAUUUAGAUCUUGGAAACUAAUAAACUUUUUAAAUAAAUAUUUGUAAAUGAACAAAAUUAUUGCUGCUACCGCUGACAGGAUGUAAACAGAAGACUAAAGUUUAAUUAAAUUCACCUGUAUCAUUAGCACAGGCUAGGUCCUAUGGCUUCAUGUGUUGGCAGCUCUGAGAUAUUUUUCUGGUACUUUAAUCAAUACAAUCAACCACCCUUGUACCAAUUUACUAAAUCUCAUUUUAAACAAUUAAGCUAAAGAGUGUAUCUUCAAUCAAAAUUUUCUUUUCUCUGUUCUUUAGUAUUUAUUUAUACCUCUUUAUAGGGUAUUAAUCCCUAUGACAUUGUUUUUUCAAUUUGCAUUUUCAAGUGAUGUUUACAGAUGUUGAGAUUGCUGCCCUCCAUUUCCAGUUAAUCUCUUCUGCUAUAAAUGUCUAAAAACAGUUUUCAUUCAGGUAGCCUACUGAAAGUUCCCUAUCUCUUUACAUAGUUUUUAAACUAGUCACAUUACAAAAUAGUAAAUUUCAUAUAUAAUAAGUGCUUCAUAUUUUUGUUAUGGGAAAGCAAUAUGUUAUGCAGCCAGUUUGUAGAAAUGUUUAAAUUCCACUUCAUUAUUCAAAUAAAUACAGUUUCAAAGAGGAAGAAUCAUUAAAAUUUUCAUCAAAUUAAGAGUUUUUAGAUUUUUAUGGGUUUUCUUUUAGAGGUGGUUGCUUACAACCUCUAACUUGUAAAUUUUAAAUAUGAAAAUUAAAGUAAUCUUAUUUGUGGUUAACUUAACAUAAAUUCGAUAUAAAAAGUUAUAGAGGUCCCUGGUGGCUCAGCAUGUUCAGAAUCUAGUGUUGUCCCUGCUGGGGCUCUGGUUACUGCUGUGGUAUGGGUUCUGUCCCUAGCUCAGGAACUUCUGUGGGCCUGGCCAAAACCAAAUUUUUUUCAUUAAAAAAUGCUUCAGUAGACCAUUUUCAGCAUUUUGGCAUCAUAUUCUAAGAGGAAAUAUUAAAAGUAUUCUUAAUAUAAUACAGAAAAUUAGAAGGACAAUUGUAAGUAUCAUGAUAUGUUAAGUAAAACACCAAAAACACAAAGUUGUAAAUUGAAACUUUCACAGUUUUACUUAUUUUUAUAAGGUGCUCUGCAGUUUGUGUCAACCAGAGGUGGCGGUGGCUCCCUCCUUCUGUUGACAUGGCACGGUUACAGGAUGUCUUCAUAUGCCACCAGCCAGGGUCCAAGUAGAGGGAUAUAAAACAGCCGGAGCAUUUCUGCUCUAUUUCACAACUUAAAAACUAAUGUGGGUUCUCGCUAUGAUACAGUAGGUUAAGGAUCUGGCAUCCUUGCCGUGGCGCAGGUUCAAUCCCUGGCGCGGUGUGGUGGGUUAAAGAAUCUGAUGUUGCCACAGCUGUGGCAUAGGUCACCGCUGCCUCUCAGAUUCAAUCCCUGGUCCGGGAAUUUCCAUAUGCCACAAGUACAGCCAAAAAAACCCACCACCAACAACAAAAACAAAAACGAAGGUGUGUGAGUUACUAAUGGAGAAGACUAUAAAAUUUUUGAAAAGAUGCAUGACUUUUAAAAAUGGUAACCAAUCUUUUCCUUUUAUUGAAAACAUUGAAGAAAAAUUUGCCAAAUGGAAAAUCAGCCCUUGCUCCUCACCAUCGUAAUACGGUGACUUGAGAACUUUAAUUUUGCAUUACUCCUCUGCGCCUCCCCCACACAGACACAUUUUUUUCUCUUUUGGCUACCCUGAGGCAUACGAAGUUCCCGGGGCGGGAAUCAGAUCCAAGCCAUAGUGAAUCCUUAACCCACUGUGCUGGGACGCGGAUCAAACCUUCAUCCCAGCACUUCAGAGUUGCCGCUGAUCCCAUAGCGCUACGGUGGAAACUCUACUUUUCCCUCUUCUUUUGUUCAAAUAAUUAUAGUCUUAAGACACCUAUACUUCUCUAUUGACUUUUUUAGUUUCAUAUUACUUGACUCUAUUUGUAUUUAGUUUUGAUAAUGAUUACUUUAAACAUAUUACUUCAAUUUAUUUAAAAUAUCUUCCCUAUUGCUGAAUACCAUUAUUUUCAAUUUUAUUAGGAUAAAUUCCUGGGAGUGGGGUUAUUAAAUGGAAUAAUAUGAACAAUUUUAUGGUCCUUAAUAAGUUUGCCUGUUGCAUUCUCAAAGAGUUGUAACGUUUUACGGUGUCAUCAUUUGCACAUAUCAGUUCAUUAAAAGUUUACAGCUUUGGGUGGGGAUUUUAUAUGUUGUUGCCAAUUUAGUAAGUUGUAAGUGUUCAAAAUUGCUCUGAUUUGCCUCUGUGACUUUUUGUAUACUUUGGUCCCUUAUAUAAAUAAAUGUCUUAAUGGUUUCUUUAUACGUUUGUAUGAGUUAUUUGUGUAGUAAAUAAUAGAAGUAUUUUCCUGGCCUGUUGUCUUUUUUAUUUUAGUGUCAUUUUUCAUUUUUCCUAACUAAAUUUGCUAACUAAUUUUACUAAUUCUUUCCCUUUUAUAGUUGCCAGAUUUAUGAGUAUGGAUAGUUAAAAUUUAUUGAAACUUUAAAAUAUUAUUAACUUUCAUAAGCAGCUAUAAGUGAUGAAAAUGCUGUGAAAAGUUCAAGACUCAUCCAUAAAACAAGUUCAUUUUCUCUUUCUAGUAUUUACAUACCAACUGUUUUGAUUUUUCAUUUUAAUCAAAAUAUUAAAGAUCUCUAUCUUACGUAUUUCUAGGCCUAAAGCUUCAUUAUUGUAAUAAGGUUUGUUUUACUUGUAGGAGAAAGAUAUGUUAGAAAUUCCUGAAAAUAUUUCAGUGUGGAACAUACAAAUGGUUUCAUUUUGACAUUUAGUUUUUUAUAUUUCUGGAAAAUAUUGUCUUAAAAGCUGUCAAAAGUAGUCAUAGAAUUUUUUUUUUUUCUUUUUAGGGCUACACCCAUGGCAUAUGGGGGUUCCCAUGCUAGGGAUUGAAUCGGAGCUGUAGCUGCCAGCCUACACCACAACAACUCGGGCUCUGAGCCACAUCUGCUACCCACACCACAGCUCAUGGCAACACCGGAUCCUUAACCCACUGGGUUUGAACUUGCGUCCUCAUGGAUACCAGUCAGAUUCAUUUCCACUGAUCCACGAAGGAAACUCCAGUCAUAGGAUUUUUUUUUAUAUAGUUUUAAGAUACAUGAGCAUUAAAAUAAUACAGAUUUUCUCUCUGAUAAUUCAAAAUGAUAAAAUUUGAAUAAGGGCUAAACUCACAUUUUCCUAUACCGACUAGAUGUUUUCUUCUUAAAUACGUCAAUUAACACAAGCUACUGAUCUAUCAUCAGAAAUAAUUCUUUGUACUGUAUAAGAAAAGAGUUCUUUAUAUCAGUUUUUGAGUAUGUUUUAUGCCUCUGACCAGUUUGAAAUUUGUAUCAGACUUCGAUAGGCAUUUAGAAGUUUAGUUAGUUGUUUCAAAGGAAGAAAGUAAUUUGCCUUAUAUCAUGAUGUUGAUAAUAGAAAAAAUGUAAUUCAAUAAGCACUCUAAAAUGUUGAAACAUUUAAAUAGUGGAAUAUAAUAAAUAUAAACCUUAUGGACGGAAAUG
This is a messenger RNA of Sus scrofa (pig), 5324 nucleotides long. The record is from RefSeq and is a predicted model, not a curated record. NCBI's taxonomy places the organism in Eukaryota, Metazoa, Chordata, Mammalia, Artiodactyla, Suidae.